GAAAGUGAGAAGCAGAGGAUUAAAGGGACAUACGAUUUCUUUGGCCUGAACCACUACACUACAGUCCUGGUGGGGCGAGCUGUCUAUGACUUAGAUUACCAGGCUUACCAAGGAGACAGAGAAGUCUACCUAUGGAGUGACCGCACCUGGCUUGGGUCAGGCAGCUCCUGGCUAAAGGUGACUCCUUUUGGCCUGCGAAAGUUAUUAAAUUGGAUAAAGGAGGAAUUCAACAACCCUCCCAUCUAUAUAACCGAGAAUGGAAUAUCUGAACGUGGGACAAACUUGAAAGAUGUAUGGAGAGAAUACUACUACAGAUAUUAUAUCAAUGAGGCCAUGAAAGCUGCCAAACUGGACGGGGUGGACCUGCGUGGGUACUCAGCGUGGAGUCUCAUGGAUAACUUUGAGUGGGCUAGUGGCUACUCAGAACGCUUUGGUUUGUACUAUGUCAACUUCUCCGACCCAGCUCUGCCUCGCAUUCCCAAGGAUUCUGCCAAAUACUACAGGUCCGUUAUUAGGUGUAAUGGUUUCCCCAAUCCUCGGAAUAUCUCUCAUCCCUGUUUCCGACCAGAGAAUGUUCCUGAAGAGACAACCACCAGCACCAGCAGGACCAGCAGCACCAUCAGCACCACUCCCAAGAAUACUCAGACAAACGGAAGCCCAGAACCCACCAAGAAAACAGAA
Molecule: messenger RNA, 681 nt
Organism: Staurois parvus
Lineage: Eukaryota; Metazoa; Chordata; Amphibia; Anura; Ranidae
Source: the annotation of a GenBank genome assembly